Cucurbitaria berberidis CBS 394.84 is the source of this 844-nucleotide messenger RNA. RefSeq lists its product as uncharacterized. Bases 295 to 819 code for a protein of 174 amino acids. The transcript is spliced from 2 exons. Gene Ontology annotation, molecular function: oxidoreductase activity. The record is from RefSeq and is a predicted model, not a curated record. Lineage: Eukaryota; Fungi; Ascomycota; Dothideomycetes; Pleosporales; Cucurbitariaceae.
GGAUCGGGGACCCCGUAUCCUUUAGCGCUUGAAAUUGACUUCCAGAGCUCAAGUUGAAGAGCUCGAAUCGAUCUCCAAAGCCAAUUGUAUAUUUCGUUCCAUUACUGCCGUGAAUGCGGGGUACAAUUAUGCCUGUCCGGAGAAACUCACCCGCAGGCCAAGCCGACUAGCGCGCUUCGACUGUCUUUUUGAUCAAUGAUGAAAGCCCUCGAUACUUUAUACCAACACCAGCUCUCCUUCAAAGCUCACCGCGCAGUUCCCUCCAUUCCAUAGCCCUCUCAACACGAAUCAGUCAUGUCCCUCAAAGAAGAAAUUCUCGCCCACCACAAAUUCACUUUCCCCCAUCUCUCUCCCGGCGCAGGUUCCAAUGAGCAACCCUACAUAAAGUUUCUAAUGUUCGUAAAGAAAAGGCCAGAUAUUUCAGAUGAAAAGUUCCACGAGUGGUGGAAGACGGUUCAUGCAGAUCUUGCCGUUACGGUUGCCGGGUUUGGAGGGCAUUGUGCAAGAUAUGUUCAACUACACCAAACACCCGAGCAUAAAGCGGAGCUAGAAAAACUUGGUAUGGAGCCAUUGCCGUAUGAUGGCAUAGGAGAGGUGCAUGUCAAGAGUUUGGAGGAUUGGGUGACUUUUCAGUCGAGUCCGGCGUUCGCUGAUAGACUAAAGGAUGAUGGCCCGAAAUUCAUGGAUGGUACGCUGAAAGUCAUGCUGGGAUACGACAACUUAAUAUUUGGAAGCAAAAUCGAGGCUAGUGGUGGUAGUGAUGGGAUUUUACCAACCGAUCACAGACUGAGUCCUGUGUCAAAGGACCCAAAGCUUUGAAGACUGGUGCAUGGUAGAGGAAAUU